Molecule: messenger RNA, 1755 nt
Organism: Phaedon cochleariae (mustard beetle)
Lineage: Eukaryota; Metazoa; Arthropoda; Insecta; Coleoptera; Chrysomelidae
Source: the annotation of a GenBank genome assembly
AUGUUGCCACGUAUUUUUUCCCAUUUCCCAAACUCAACAAACAUUUGUUGUGCAUAAUCCCAGAAAAUAUGGGUAAUGCUGAAAGUGUGGAUAUUCCAGGGGGUGGUACUGAUGGCUAUCACAUACUGCGAGUUCAAGAAAACUCCCCAGGAGCCAAAGCUGGUCUACAACCUUUCUUUGACUUUAUCGUAGCCAUAAAUGGCACUAGACUGGAUAGGGAUAAUGAUACAUUGAAAACAAUCUUGAAAACUGGCAUUGGGAAACAACUACCAUUAACUGUAUACAGUUGCAAAACACAAGCAGUGAGGAGCUUGACUAUUGAGCCUAGUGACUCCUGGGGUGGACAGGGAUUCUUGGGUGUUAGUAUACGCUUCUGCUCAUUUGAAGUGGCUAAAGAAAAUGUCUGGCAUAUCUUAGAAGUCAACCCUAACUCACCAGCAUCAUUAGCAGGACUGAGACCAUUCUCUGACUAUAUUAUAGGGUCUGAUGCUAUUUUACAUGAGAGUGAUGAUUUGUAUAACCUCAUAGAGAGUCAUGAUGGGGUCAGCUUGAAGCUUUAUGUUUACAAUUCAGAUGAUGAUAGCUGUAGAGAAAUCACCAUAACACCAAAUUCACAUUGGGGUGGUGAAGGGAUGGUUGGCUGUGGUAUAGGUUAUGGGUAUUUACAUCGUAUUCCUGUUAGGAGUAACUUAGAGAAACAGGAACCUACUACAACAAUCUACAAUACAUUGAAACAAGAAAAGAGUGUUGAGCCAAUAGUUACAGCAUCUAAUGUACAGUUUACUAGUAGUGUGACUGAAUUGACCCAAAAUACUGCUGGUUUGUCUCUGAACACUCCUAGUAAUGUAAUAGCACCAGCUACUGUUGAUAGCCAAGUUUUCAGUGCAAAUUUGCCUCCUCCUGUAUCCAUUCCAAACUUCAAUUCUGUACAACCAAGUCCUCUUUUCAACUCAAUUGUUGCACCAGUAAAUCCAGUUACACCUACUGCACAAUUUCAAACUGGAACACAACCAGAAACAAAUUAUACCACUGUUUCAACUGCACAAAUUCCCAUGUAUUUUUCACAACCCCAAUCCACCCCAGUGAAUUACCACACUACACAGAGUUAUGCGCCAUACAAUUCUACCCAAAACCAACCAGUUUAUAGUGAUCCAUCAGUGUCAACCACAAUUGCUGGUGCUCAAGCACAAAAUAUUCCUCAUGGUGUGCCUAUUACUUCAUCAGCUUUACCUCCACCUCCUUUGUCAGGAUUUCAACCAAAUCCUGGACAGCCACUGAUUUUUGAUCCAACAAUAGCAGCACAGUCUGCCCAGCAAUUGCUUAGUGGGAAUGUGCCUAUCUCUAGCUAGGACUAGAAUGAUCUCUCAUUCAUGGACAUAAGCAAGAUGAUUUAUAUUGGAUGCAUUUGAUAAUAGAGAUUUUACUAUGAAACCAUAUUUGGCAAAAUUCAAUAUUGUGUUAUUUAAUCUGCUGGAUAAAUGCAAACGGAACAUUUCCAUACUUAUUUAAAAUAUUUAUGAAAUGAAGAACUUACAUUUUGAGUGUUUAUUUUUUUAUUUGAUCCCAUCUUAUUGUUAUUGAUUCAAAUAUUUAUAUUUGACAUAAACAACAUAUUCUUGAACUAUGUUGAAUAUUAUUAUGAUAAUUAUUGUUGAUCAAACCCCCUGUACCAAUGCCAAUGUGGAAAUGAUUGAUGUAAAUUUUACGAUAUUUUAUAUAAAUAUUGAGUGAUGUAAUAUAAUAAAUUAAUAUAUG